This is a messenger RNA of Prunus armeniaca (apricot), 1836 nucleotides long. The record is from the annotation of a GenBank genome assembly. NCBI's taxonomy places the organism in Eukaryota, Viridiplantae, Streptophyta, Magnoliopsida, Rosales, Rosaceae.
AUGGGUGGACGCCAAGAGGUAACGAUUGGAGGCAACAAAUCAUCUUCACUCAGGGAACCACAUUCGCAAAAGAAGGACUCUACUCUGGUAGAUUCAGGAAUUCAAUCCCAUUGCCUUGUAUGUUUGGGCAAGACCAGUUGCCAAGUAGUUCGUUCAAGAACAAAACUGAUGAAUAGUCUAAUUGCAAGAAGGAAGCCACAUGAAGCCCAAUCCAUUUUCAAAAGUUUAGCAGAAGAAGGACACAGGCCAAGUCUUAUAACAUAUACAACUCUUGUAGCUGCCUUGACCCGCCAGAGGCAUUUCAAGUCUAUUCCCUUGCUCCUCUCUGAAGUGGAGGAGAAUGGUCUGAAGCCCGACUCAAUACUUUUUAAUGCAAUGAUUAAUGCUUCCUCUGAAUCUGGAAAUAUAGACGAUGCUAUGAAAAUCUUUCAGAAAAUGGAGGAGAGUGGAUGUAAGCCCACAACCAGUACUUUUAACACUCUUAUCAAAGGAUAUGGAAUUGCUGGAAAACCUGAAGAAUCUUUAAAAUUGCUAGAGCUUAUGUUGCAGGAUGAGAAUACGAAACCCAAUGACAGGACAUAUAACAUGAUUGUUAGAGCCUGGUGUAACAAGAAGAAAAUAAAUCAAGCCUGGAAUAUGGUAUAUAAGAUGGUUGCAACUGGUAUACAACCUGAUGUAGUGACUUACAACACAUUGGCAAGGGCUUAUGCUGAGAAUGGAGAGACAAAUUUCGCUGAAAGGUUGAUGUUAGAGAUGCAGAACAACAAAGUGAACCCCAAUGAGCGAACUUGUGGCAUCAUUGUAAAUGGAUAUUGUAAAGAAGGUAGCAUGACAGAUGCCUUGAGGUUUGUGUACAGAAUGAAGGAUCUAGGGGUGCAUCCAAAUCUUGUUAUUUUUAACUCUCUUAUCAAGGGGUUUCUGGACAUUACAGACACUGAUGGAGUUGAUGAGGUACUAACAUUGAUGGAAGAAUUUGGGAUGAAGCCAGAUGUGAUAACAUUUAGCACCAUAAUGGAUGCAUGGAGCUCGGCAGGGCUCAUGGAAAAAUGCCAGGAGGUCUUCAAUGACAUGAUAAAAGCUGACAUAGAACCAGACAUCCAUGCAUUCAGCAUUCUUGCAAAAGGCUAUGUGCGUGCUGGUGAGCCUGGUAAGGCUGAGUCACUUAUGAUUUCCAUGGGAAAAUAUGGUGUGCAUCCAAAUGUUGUAAUCUUCACAACCAUCAUGAGUGGGUGGUGCACAGCUGGCAAAAUGGAGCAUGCUUGGAGUAUCUAUGAGAAAAUGUGUGAAAUGGGCAUUGCCCCCAAUUUGAAAACUUUUGAGACCCUAAUAUGGGGAUAUGGAGAAGCUAGGCAACCAUGGAAAGCAGAAGAUUUGCUCCAUAUAAUGGAAGAGAAGGGUGUUAUUCCUGAGAAGAGAACUCUCCAGCUUAUCGCCGAAGCUUGGCGUGUGAUAGGUUUAAUGACCGAGGCCAUGAGAGUCUUAAAUGAUUCAGAAGAAGAAAGGGAAGUGGUACAAAAUAAUAGGAGGGACAAGGUACCCGAGCAGAGUUUGGAGAUGAUUAAUAGGAAACAAAACUUAAGUACUUCUCAUCCUAAUGUUUUGCCGAUACCUGGAGUAGUUGUUUCUGAUAACGGUGGAUCUGCUGCCAACAUAAGAGGUCAGAUGAUUUCAAGAGGAUUUCAGUUUUCAUCUGACAGUAUGCAGAAUGCUACUAAAACCAUGUGUCUUGCUCAUACGUCUGCAUUUAGAGUGCAACCACUGAUCAUAUGUAGGAGGCAGUUUCAGACUCAAGUUGGGAUGUGCAGGCAGUUUGUAAAUACACGUCCUGUGGUGUAA